This is a messenger RNA of Hemicordylus capensis (graceful crag lizard), 7255 nucleotides long. RefSeq names its product zinc finger protein with KRAB and SCAN domains 8-like. Bases 346 to 2382 code for a protein of 678 amino acids. The record is from RefSeq and is a predicted model, not a curated record. Gene Ontology annotation, molecular function: DNA-binding transcription factor activity, RNA polymerase II-specific; RNA polymerase II cis-regulatory region sequence-specific DNA binding. Lineage: Eukaryota; Metazoa; Chordata; Lepidosauria; Squamata; Cordylidae. The transcript has 5 exons. Gene Ontology annotation, biological process: regulation of transcription by RNA polymerase II.
GAAAGGAUGGAAAGCGCAGCCAAAAACCCGAGCCUGGAGACGGGAAUCAAUUAGGAGGUGCGAAGCAAUCGAGCGAAUUCUCUUGCGCAAUGCAAAGUGCGCUUUCCAGGGAGUCCGUUGUCCUACGGUACUGAGCGGCGAUUGCUUCCGAGUAAAGGAAGAAGACAGUUGUGCCAUUCUCGUGUGCCAUACCUACCCAAGGAUCAGCCUGUUGCUUUGACGGGAAUGAAAUAAUAAAUACGGAUACGGAGCAAUCACCUACUCGCUGUUGCUUUGCGGCCACCAUUUGGGCAGUAUUGUUUCCAAGCUGGGAUAAGGCUGUAGUGAGUGGCCGACAGACAGGCCAUGGCUGCAGAACAGGCCACAAAGUCGGAAUCUGGCCUCCCAUUGACUCUAGGACAACCCAGGGGCAAAAUUGAAGAUGGAGAUGAACCAGGCGGCAAAGGAGGGAGAGAACUGGAAGGAGCCAGAAAAGCUCCUCAUGUCCUCCAGGCUGGGAGUAUCGGCGAAUUUCUCCAAAGGAUACCAGAGGAGAAUUUGAAACAGGAACCAGGUGAAAGUUCACCUCAGCAGUGGGAAGCCCAGUGGCAGGAGUUCCUGAAGAGAGUGGAAUCCCCCCACUCAGGCUGGCGAGUCUCCCAGCUGCCAGAAGAGCCCACACCGUGGAAUGAUGCUAAGGCCUUUCUGGCCUCCUUCGAGCAAGUGGCCAAAGCCUGCCAGUGGCCCAAGGAAGAGUGGGUGGCCCGGCUCCUGCCAGCCCUCAGUGGAGAAGCUGAGCUGGCCUUCAGCAGACUCGAGGCCGGAGACAGAGAGGAUUAUGGGAAAGUGAAGGAAACCAUCUUGAGAGGGGACACCAUCAGCCGGGAGAAGAAGCGCCAGCAUUUCAGAGGCUUCUGCUACCAGGAGGCUGAGGGUCCAAGAAGGACUUACAACCAACUCUGGGAACUUUGUUGUGGGUGGCUGCGAGUCGAGAAAGACACCAAGGAGCAGAUCUUGGAGCUGUUGGUCCUGGAGCAGUUCCUGACCAUCCUGCCACCAGAGAUCCAGAGCUGGGUCAAGGAACGUGGCCCAGAAACCUGUUCCCAGGCAGUAGGGCUGGCUGAAGAUUUCCUGCAGAUACAGCAAAUGGCUGCCGAGCUACAGGACCAGCAGGCGCUGGCAGCAGCGGCCACCCCUCUCCUGGAGGUGAAGCAGGCUGUAUCUGGUGCUGAGAAGAGGCGGCUGUGUGGGGAGGCCAAGCAGGAGGCUGACACUGGAGAUCCUGUUUUUUUGGGUGAGCGAGAUGCUAGCUGCCAGGAUCACAGAUCUGCAAGACCGUGCUGUGCAGAGAAUUAUGAACAGGAUGGCUCUGGAUUGGAAGAAAUGUUUGGAAACUCACCUGGAAGAUCCCAAGAGAGUGUUUCUUUCCCAGCAGAUGAUGAAUGGGAGAGGGAAAGUGAGGAGGCACCCAGUAAGGUAUUGGCAGAAGAGGCUGAGCUUCCGCAAAUGGAUGCAGAGAAUAACCGUGAACUACAGAGGAAGGAGGGAAACUUCCCAACAAAGAAGUGGAAGAAGAAGCUUGUUCCCUCUCAGGGAAGUGAGUUGCAUGGUGUCCCAGUCCAACAAAAAAUAUGCAGAGCGAAGGGAAGGGAUAAGCAUCUUGCUCGUGGCAAAAGUCACAAAUCAGUAUUUAAGGCGCAUCAGAGAGUUCAUGUAGCUGAGAAGCCAUAUACAUGCUUGGAGUGUGGCAAGAGCUUCAGCCGGAGCUCAGGACUGACUACCCACCGAAGAAUCCACACAGGGGAGAAACCAUAUAAAUGCUUGGAGUGUGGUGAAAACUUCCGCCACAGGGCAAGCCUGAGGGUCCAUCAAAGUACUCACACAGGAGAGAAACCGUAUAAAUGUUUGGAGUGCGGGAAGAGCUUUACUCAGAGCACAAACCUGAUUUCACACCAGAGAAUUCACACCGGGGAGAAGCCGUACACCUGCUUGGAGUGUGGGAAGAGCUUCAGUCGGAACAACAUCCUUAUUUCACACCAAGUAACUCACACGGGAGAGAAACCAUAUAAAUGCUCAGAGUGUGGAAAGAGCUUCAAGUGGCGCACUUACCUGGCUUCCCAUCAAAGAACCCACACAGGGGAGAAACCACAUAGUUGCUCAGAUUGUAGCAAAAGCUUUAGUGAAAAAUCAGCACUUAUUCAACACCAGAGAGUCCACACAGGGGAGAAACCAUAUAAAUGCUUCGAGUGUGGAAAGAGUUUCAGCCGGAACAAUAUUCUUGUUUCACAUCAAGUAACUCACACAGGGGAGAAACCAUAUAAAUGCUCAGAGUGUGGAAAGAGCUUCAAGUGGCGCACUUAUCUUACUUCCCACCAAAGAAGCCAUAUGGAAGAAACUACAUAGUUGCUCAGAUUGUACAAGCUCUCAAAGCAAGAGCUUUGGCAAAAAAUGAGUUGUGCCCUUACUUGACACCACAGAGUCCAGACACAGAAGAAAUCAUAUACAUAUUUGGAAUGUGGAAAGAGUUUUAGAAAAUGUAGUUCACUUCUCAUUGAAAGGAUCCACAGAGGACAGUAGCUGUAUAAAUGCUCAGAGUAUGGAAAAGCCACCUGCAAGAGCAUAAAUCUUACUCCAAAAUAUUCACACAGGGCUGGUACUCACCAUCGAUGUAAUGUCAGUUUAACAGGAACCUAUGGAUUCCUGCUGCGUGCACACUUCUGCAGAGCAUUUCGUCAGAACUCAGAAAAUGUCAUGAAUCAUGACAAACUGACAUCAAUCUUAGCUCAGUAAUCUUCAAUUUGAACUUGGCUUGCCAAUCUUGGUUUGAUGUCAGUUUGUAGCAGUGGCAAUUUGAGAUUCCUGACAUUUUACGAGUUCUCAUUACACACUCAACAGGAAUGAACACAUAGUGGGAAUCUAUAGAUUCAAGUUAAACUAACGUUACAUCAAUCAUGAGAUGUGUAUAAUCAGUGUAAAUAUUUGGGGCAUGAAAUAACUUCAAAGAAUGCACUUUACUUCUCAUCAAAGAACCUACACGGGAAAAACUGUAUAAAUCUCUGGUACUCCCAAAAGUAGUGGGAGGUUCUUCUCAGAUUGCAAGAGCCUACCAGCAGGUGGAACUGCCAAAAUCACGCACCUCCCCUAUUGUGUGUGGGGUCAGAGGAAAAAAUUAUAGAGGGAAGGAGGGCGCAAACCUGUGUGAGUGUCUGUGGAUAGGGUGGUGUGUGUUUGUUCUCUGGAAGAGCUCUCUGUCUCAGCCACCAACUUUAAGGCAUCAGAAAAGCCACAGGAGAGGAAAAAAUCUCCUAGAUGGUCAGCAUAGAUAUGGUCAUUCUGCUAGAAAGCUUCAGUCUUGUUGGAGCUCCAUAAAAACACAGAUGUCUGCUCAGUUUAUUCUAUAUCCAGCUCAGGUUGAAUCAGGAAGGUCUCAUUCUGAAUGCAAGUAUGCACACACUGCCUUGAUACUGCCGCCCAGAACAAAACUCAUUCCACACACAGAUGAAAAAAAUUAGAGAGAACACUGUGCUGGAGAGUUGUGAGCAUGCUGUAGAGUUGUGAUUCCCACCACAAGUUCCUAGGGAUUGCCCAGAAGUGCUUAAAAAGCACAAAUUCAAAGUGUGGGCUUCCCUACCAAAGCAACUGCUAACUGAACCAAGGGUCACUCAUCAGUGUCAUGGCUUUUUAUAUUUAGCAGGGGGAGAGCAACUGGCCCUAUCCAGCCCCAGCACAGCAUCCCUCCAGUGGCUAUUGCUGGUGUCUAUCCUAUGUUUCUUUUUAGAUUGUGAGCCCUUUGGGGACAGGAUUCCAUCUUUCUUUAUUUUUUACUUCUCUAUAUAAACCGUUUGGGGAACUUUUGUUGAAAAGUGGUAUAUAAAUAUUCUUUUUCAUCAUUGAGAGACUAUACCGCCUGUUGAACUUCUGCCUGGUCACACCUUUAAAAGCCCAGUGCUUCUGUCAAGGGAUCUUUCCUGAAGGCAAAAAGUUGCAAGAUGUUCAGAGCUAUCAUACAAAUUGUUUAUCUAUUCUUUCUUUCUUUUUCACACUUCUAUCCCGCUCUUCCUCCAAGGAGCUCAGAGCAGUGUACAUGGUUAUUUUUAUCCUCACAACAACCCUGUGAGGUAGGUUAGGCUGAGAGCUACAUGACUGGCACAGAGUCACCCAGUGAGUUUCAUGGUCGAAUGGGGAUUCAAACUCAGGUCUUCCCGGUCCUAGUCUAACACUCCAGCCACUACGCUGUGCUGGUUCUCAAGGAUGAUCUUGCUCCCAUACACACACACACACACUGCAUGUUUCCACACUACUUCCUGGCACAAUCUUGUUUGUAUCACACUGAGCAAGGACUUCCUGUCAUUUUUGAAGCAUCACCUGCUGGACAGCUCCUGCAUUCUGAUCCCACCCUUUCCACCAGUUGUCACGGAAAUAAUAAUGAAAAGGGGCAGGUUCUUCUCUGAAUGCAAAAGCUGGUCAGCCAGUUGUGCUGCAAAAAUUGUACAAGGUUUCUGAUUGAUGAGAGUAAGAUAGCGGCAGGAAGUAGCACAGAAGCCUGCAGCUAUAUGUGUAUGGGGAAUAAGAUCACAGACGGAACUUGCAUGAAAGUUGGAACAUUUUUCAGUUUAUUGCUGUCUGAAAAACAAACAAACAAGGGAAAAGGGACCAAUCUGGUUUGCAUUCAGCAUUUUGUAACUCAGCAGUUUGACCACUUUCUCUUUUAAAAGACUUUCCCCUCAGCAUAUGUAACUAUGAAUCAAUUUUGAUUAAAGUUCCCUUACAUUUUCAGCAAAAAAUUUCCCAUAUCUGUGACUGCUGAAGUCACAUAAGAAGCUGUCAUAUACUGAGUCAGACCAUAGGUCCAUCUAGCUCAGUAUUGUCUUCACAGACUGGCAGCGGCUUCUCCAAGGUUGCAGGCAGGAAUCCCUCUCAGCCCUGUCUUGGAGAUGCUGCCAGGGAGGGAACUUGGAACCUUCUGCUCUUCCCAAAGCGGCUCCAUCCCCUGAGGGGAAUAUCUUACAGUGCUCGCACUUCUAGUCUCCCAUUCAUAUGCAACCAGGGUGGACCCUGCUUAGCUAAGGGGACAAGUCAUGCUUGCAGCCACAAGACCAGCUCUCCUCUCCUCAUUGUCACAUUGUGUUAUGUAUCGGUUUUUAGAGAAUGGUCCCAACUUUGGCCUUUGAAAUUCUGUUACUAAAAAACCUACUUUAAAUUAAGAUUGUUGGAAAGUCUGGUGUAGAAAAUGUUUUUGUUCUCAGUCUUAAAUUAAACCUGGCCUUGAGCAUGAAAUUCUUAGGUUGACAUUAUAACAAUAACCUUAAAAAAUUAUUUCAUGAGAUCUUGAUCAAUAUGAAGGAUAUUACUGAUCAAUAUUGUGGACUAUAUGAAGAACAAUAUUGAUUGUCCUCCAUAUUGAUCGCUACGGAGGACAACUGUCCUCAGUACCUUGAGGACAUUUUAAGGAAGACACUCUACCAUAGUGGACUGAUGAAAGCACUACACAACCAGGAAUACAAUGGUUUUGCUAAAAGUUUAUUUUCUAUUGGAUGUUUCCCCAAUACUGUUCACUUCUGAAGAUUAAUAUGCUCCAACAUUCAUGAUGUAAUGCUGAUAGGAUUUACUUUCCAUGCUGUGUUGGUGUUUUGGUAAAAUAAAGGUAGAUAAGAUAAACCUGUAAAAGGUUUGGAGGAAUAUUUUCCACUAGUUGUUAUUGCAGUAGCCCAAUAUGGAAUACUAGUUUCAUAUUAACUCUGGAGUUGGGCAUGUGACUUUUGCAAUUCCAGAGCAGAUUUCUUGAACUGUGUCCUCCAUGAAAGUGUGCAAUGGAAGCUUGCCUGGAAUCAAAAGAAAACUGACCUGUCAGGUUGGUAAAAGAGAUUUUUCCAAAGAUCUAUUUGAGUCACUUAGACUUAUGUUCUCAAUCUAUGGGAUUAGUAACGUGUGCUGUCAAGUCGGUGUCUACUCCUGGUGACCACAGAGCCCUGUGGUUGUCUUUGGUAGAAUACAGGAGGGGUUGACCAUUGCCAUCUCCCGCGCAGUAUGAGAUGAUGCCUUUCAGCACCUUCCUAUAUCGCUGCUGCCCGAUAUAGGUGUAUCCAUGGGAUUGCUCCAGGAUUAUUCUUCAUAAAUGGUUAAUGGUUCUGCACAUGUUCCAAGCACAGUGCGACAUAGAAUGCAAAUACACUCUGUGCCCAGCGCAUGCAUGCUCUCCAUUUAACGCAAAUAAAUAGAAACCCUGAAUAAAGCACACAUAUUUUAUUCUGUUUUUGUAACUUGAUUUGCCAGUGGUUUUUGUGCAAUAGGAGACCUGUCUAUGUAAUUCUUUGUUUCAGGAUAUAGCACACAGCACAGGUAUUUAGAAAUUAACCAGGCCUGAUUUCAGUGGGUGCCAGAUCUUUGGGAGGAGAGCUGGUCUUGUGGUCGCAAGCAUGACUUGUCCCCUUAGCUAAGUAGGAUCUGACCUGGUUGCAUUUGAAUGGGAGACUCCAUGUGAGCUCUAUGAGAUCUUCCUCUUAGGGGAUGGAGCUGCUCUGGGAAGAGCAGAAGGUUUCAAAUUCCCUCCCUGGCUUCUCCAAGAUAGGGCUGAGAGAGAUUCCUGCCUGCAACCUUGGAGAAGCCACUGCCAGUCAGUGUGGACAAUACUGAGCUAGAUAGAGCAAUGGUCUGAUUCAGUAUAUGGCAGCUUCCUAUGUUCCUAUGUUUGCAGCAGCAUGGGAUGAAGCCAUGGAAAAGUGGCCCCUACCCCUGCAACUGUGUACAAAAGGAUGCGGAUAUAUAUUUAAAAUAUAUGUGCGUGCACUUAUGUUUAUGUGUAUGUUGAGUGGCUCAACACAGUGGCAGAACACAUGUAUAGUGAUAGGCUUUAGGGGAGGACUAGGCAUAGUCAGGUUUUAGGGGAGGAAAGGGUGGGUCUUUCCUAAUAAGGGGGAAAGCCCAGGAAAAUCAAAACAGAAGGACCAAUCCAGUGGACUGGGUGGGAACUACACACACAGCCGCCUACAGAAGAAGAGAAAGCUUUUUUCUUAGUUCUGUCCCAAGAGUGCCCUGAGGAAGCAUCUGGCUGACAGCUGCUGGGGAAAUAGGAAGGCUGCAGUCUGUGAAUAACAACUUAGGACCACUUCAGUUCGAUGUGUGAGGAAAGUUAUUUUCCUUUCCUGUAUUGCUGGAAAUCUGAGUUGCCUAGUUAAUUAAAACUUUCUCUCUUACAAUCUGCUUUAUGAAGAGAAAAUUAUUGUUACUGCAUACUGUUGUUCUUCUCUUAAUCAAAUAAUAAACCUUUGUUGGUGAA